GGAGAGACAGAGAGAAACGGGAGCAGGAGGAGGAACGCCCAUUGAAAUCUUCUUUUGUUUUUUUUGUUUGUUUUUGUUUGGUACAUUAGCCUAACAAUGUUGGACCAUGACCUGUUAUCAGCCAUCCAAAGAAGUGACUUGCACUGGCUUGAGGCAAAUGCAAGCCAAUUGAGUGCAGAUUGGCGGAAGUUUGUCCACAGCAAGUCCGGAGAUUCAGCACUUCAUGUUGCAGCUUCAGCUGGCUGCACACAAGUGUUGGGAUGGCUCCUGUCUCAAGGUUGUGACUGCUGCCUAGAGCAGCAGAAUGCCGAUGGAAAGAGGCCUUUGCACUGUGCAGUUCAGGCAUCACACUUGCCCAUUGUCAAAAUUCUUCUGGAUCAUGGAGCAACAAUUGACCCCCUUAAACGAGCUGACUGGACGCCACUGAUGCUGGCAUGCACGAAACGAAACCUCCAGGUCAUCAGGCACCUAAUUGAGAAUGGGGCGAAUCUGCGCCUGGAAAACAAAGAUGGCUGGACCAGCUUCCACCUUGCUUGUAGAGAGGGUGACAAGGAAAUUGUUAACUAUCUGUUGGAUGUGGAUGGGUCAGUGUGGAACAAUGUCACUAAAAAUGGCAGAACUCCCUUACACACGGCAGCUAUGCAUGGAAAGGAAGUCAUCAUAGGGAUCCUGUUAUCACGAGGAAACUACAGCACAGAUGAAACUGAUGCCUGUGGAAACACACCCCUGCUUGAGGCAUUACGUAUGGGCCACAAGAAUAUUGCUGAGCUACUGAUAAUGGAACACAAUGCCAGUGUGUAUGCCAAGGACAAGACUGGACGCAUGGGGAUCCAUGUGGCAGCAGAAGCUGGACAGGAGGAAGUGGUGACGUUCCUCUUAGGAAGCCAUGGAGUUGAUGUCAAUCUGCUCUCUGAAACAGGCUUAUCUGCAAUGCAUAGUGCUGCAAAAGAAGGCCACACGGCACUGGUAGAAAUGCUGGCAGAACAGGGCUGUAAAGUUAAUACACAGGAUGAAAAUGGAAGAACUGCUCUCUGGCUUGCUUGCAGUGCUCGGCGAACAGCCUGUGUAAAGGCGCUGCUGAAGCUUGGGGCGCAAGACAUUGGUGAUAAUAAUGGUAUUCUGCCGUCCCAGCUGAUGCCAUUUUGAAAUAAAGCAUUAAUGGUUCAGACCUUCAGAGAUAUCAUGAGUUGCUUGUCUCUGCACAUUGUAUUCCGUUUGAAGUAAUCUUCAGAAACUAAAUUCCAAGGAUCACUAAUCAGUAAAUACUAGAAAUUGAAAUUGGUGUUUACUCUGCUUUAUUACGGACUGCCUCUACACUGUGAUGUAACUGAGGUGUCCAGGGAAAUCCAGGAAAGGGUGAUUAUGUAAGCAGGCAGAUGAUGAUGAAACUGGAAAUAGAAGAUGGGGGGGAAGAGAGGGAGACAAAAGAGAGUGGAGGCAGGCCACAUGAUCUGUAACUCCAUGUGAUAUGAGAAGAGCUGCUGAAGGACACACACUAGCACACACAAGUGUGCGCGCGCACACGCACACACACGCUGCAUAUGUACACACACACACACACACACACACACACACACACACACACACACACACACACACACACACACA
Molecule: messenger RNA, 1608 nt
Organism: Penaeus chinensis
Lineage: Eukaryota; Metazoa; Arthropoda; Malacostraca; Decapoda; Penaeidae
Product: ankyrin repeat domain-containing protein 16-like
Exons: 8
Coding region: 97-1146 (349 amino acids)
Molecular function (GO): protein binding
Source: RefSeq, a predicted model, not a curated record